Spodoptera litura is the source of this 1610-nucleotide messenger RNA. Its product is annotated as replication termination factor 2-like. The record is from RefSeq and is a predicted model, not a curated record. Gene Ontology annotation, cellular component: nucleus. Lineage: Eukaryota; Metazoa; Arthropoda; Insecta; Lepidoptera; Noctuidae. Gene Ontology annotation, biological process: mitotic DNA replication termination.
ACUUAUAAACCUACGAUUUUUAAAUAUUGUUAAAUAAAGUUUUCUCACAAUGGGUUGCGACGGUGGUACAAUCCCUCGACGAUGUGAACUCGUUAGGAUGAAGAAGAAGCCAGAACAGAAAGAUAAAGAUGCAGAACGGUCAUUCAAGUGGCGUAACUGCGCUCUGUCCCAGCAACCUUUGCAAGAGCCUGUGGUGGCCUGUGGCCUCGGUAGGCUGUACAGCAAGAAUUCUGUGCUAGAGGUGCUGCUGGACGGGGAAACUAAGCCAGACUUCAUUAGCCACAUCGAAAGUUUAGAGGACAUCAAAGACUUAAAGCUGGUGAAAAACCCCGCAUAUACAGCUGCGGAUCACACCCAUGGUGACGUGGGUGCAGGCAAUGUCCCCUACAUCUGCCCCGUCAGUGGACUGGAGAUGUCCGGCAAGUUCCGCUUUGUGAUCCUCUGGAACUGCGGGUGUGUCCUCGCAGAGAGGGCACUUAAAGAAGUCAGACAGAAUCUCUGUCACAUGUGUCAGCAACCAUUCACAGACAAUGAUGUAGUACCACUUAAUGGAACUGAUGAUGACAUAAAAAAAUUAAAAGAAAAAAUGGCUCUCAGAGUUGCUAGCAGAGAAAGAUCUAAAGAAACAAAGACUGAAACAACAUUGAAGACAAAAGUUAAGCUUGAGCCGUUGACUCCCAGACCAUCCACAUCUAAAAAAGUUUCCACAGAUGUAAUAAAACCAGAGAAUGGCAUAAAAAAAAGUGAAUCAGGCCCUAGCUCGAGGACAGCAGAGAAAAAAGAAAAAAUAAAAACAAUACCAUUGUCUCUGCCCAGGUAUAAUCCUAACCAGUAUGCAAGGGGACAUUUUGGAUCUAGAAAGCGUGCCCACCCCACAGAACUAGCCCAAGACCCAUCAUAUAAGAAAACCAAGAAAGAGUACAGUGUAGCUAAGGACCCUCAAAACAGUGAAGUGUUCAAGUCAUUAUUCACUUCACACCAAAGUAAUAAAAACCAGCAGAGGGCUCAUUGGGUCACUUAUAAUCCUUUCUAUAAUUAAUAAAUUGUAGUUAGCACUGAUUUUUUUAUUGUUAAGUGGAAGAUUGUAUUAAAAUAAAUAAAACAAACAAAUGUACAAAAAAUGGUACCAACUUUUAUUUCCACAUGUAAAUUGAUGAAAUUGGUAAUAAAUACCUACUGCACAAUGCACAUCGAGGCUAACGAAUGACACAAAUUACAUUUACAUAUUUAAUAAAAUAUUUUGUGCUUCUAAAAAGUAUUUUCGACGCAUCUUUACAUAUAAGUUUUAUGAGUAUUUUAAACUAAAUCAGAACGGGUCCAGCUCGAACCAAACUUUUUAGUCUUGACUAAACUUGAAUGUCAAAUAAAACGAACACACGUUUAAAAAUCUACCAACUGUCAGCUUUCGUAAUUUUUUCGUAGUUUCAUAUUUUAAAACUCGGUAAUUAUGAAAUGCCUAUAUUAAAUUCAUUUUGGUGUAUAUUGUAUGUUAAUCUAGUUUAGCUUUAGUUUUUAGUGCUAAGUAUCACCUGUAAGGGUUAGAAUGUAUCAGAGUUGUAACAAAGGUUUAUUCCAAUUUGUUCGCCUGGGUGAUACAACUCAAGCCAUUC